CGAUCAUUCCACCUGAACACCCCUCGCCACCCCCGAUAACCUUCCCCGCCGGGCCCCCGCGCCACCUUCCCCCCGCCCCCCUUACCCACCUUGCCUGCGGGCCGCUGUAUACCCGGCGCACGUGCACGCCAGCGCGCGAACCUACGGACACACGGCCAGAUGCCCACCUUGACCGUCCCGGCGGUGAUUGCGGCACUGAGCCGGGCCGAGGCCCGGCCGGAUUGCUCGCUGAUCGAGGGGCGCGUCCACUGCCGAUUGGAUCUCCUGUGGCGCACUUGCCGGGCUGGGGACCGCCCGGACGCGGCCGGGCCGGGCGAUGAUCUGCGCCUGUCCCUCGAUGACCGUACCCUGGCAGGGACUUUUUCCACGGCCCGCUGGCCGGGCGGUGCGCCGGCUCCCUCGCCUGUGCCGCCGGUCCGACAGAUCUUCAUCCAGGAGGCCGUGGACCAGGCCCACACGUAUACAGACCCGCCGCCCCUCCCGGGGCAGGCCCCCAUCGAGGCCUGGCUAGUUAGUCAGCCGGAGUAUGCGCUGUAUGGCCUGGGGCCAGGCUGCCCCUAUGCCGGACACCGGGCGUUCAUCUUCUCCAACAGCAGUGUGCCGGAUGUGUUCGCCGGCGCGGUCACCGCCGGUCAGCAGGCCGACCGCCAGCAUGGCCAUAACCUGCCCUUGAAGCGCUGGGCCAGCGAGCUCACGGUGGCCGGCAUCGAGCAGGCCCGUGCCGGCCACUUCGACAAGGCCAUCAAUAGCUACAACUCGGCCCUCGACCUGGAUCCCGAACACCUGGACUGUCUCGUUGCGCGCGGGGCGGCUCUGGCCAAUACCCGCCACCUUGCACGAGCGCUGGACGACUUUGAGCGCGUGCUCCAGCUACAGCCGAAUCACCCGAACGCCAAGCUGUACUAUGAUAGCGUCCUCGAGCGACACAUCGCCGAGAAGGCGGCCAGCCUGCUGGCCGACGAUGAGGAUGAUUCGGCUGACACCUCCGACGAGAGGCCACCUUCAGAUGAGAGGCCCGGAUCGCCGCCCCCGGGCGCCGUGCCCUUUCCCCGGCUCCCGGACACCCGUCAGUCCACCGUCGAUCUUGGGCCCUUCAUCCUCAGUCCGCAGGCCUUCGAUCUGUUGCGAGCCGAGGCGGCCGGCUGGACAUCAUCGUCACUGUCCGACGAUGGCAGUAGCUCAGACUCCUCGCCGGAGCGUGCCCGACGCCGGACCCGCGCUCGAUCCUCCCGGCGAUCCUCCUCAGGCCGGACCUCACGACGUCGAUCGCGCGAGCGAUCGUCCCGCGCUCGGGGUCGAUCUCGGACCCGAUCCCGGUCACCAUCCGCCUCUCGGCGCCACCGCCGCCGGCGGCGGUCCUCCCCGAAAUAGGAGCCCGCUGGUCGCGAAGAAAAAUAGACGCGCACGCCGCGAGCGGGCCUCUCCUCCUCCCCGGCACGCCAGGCGCAACUUGU
Fonticula alba is the source of this 1454-nucleotide messenger RNA. RefSeq lists its product as hypothetical. The transcript is spliced from 4 exons. The record is from RefSeq and is a predicted model, not a curated record. Gene Ontology annotation, molecular function: protein binding. The coding region runs from base 160 to 1371 and encodes 403 amino acids. Lineage: Eukaryota; Rotosphaerida; Fonticulaceae.